CCACGCAUUGCUUUGUCGAGGCAGGAGGCAGCCAAAUCACCACUCACCAACUGCGUCAAGGCACUGUGACCGCCUCCCCCGCCCGUACCACAGCACAUCGCCGGCUUCCACAGCAACUCGCCUAGCGCCAACUUUCGAGCGCCCUUCCCCACAGCGCACUCCCCCUUCCCCCCGCCCGCCGCAGCCAUGGCGAACGACGAAUAUGACUUCCUCUUCAAGGUGGUUCUCAUCGGAGACUCAGGUGUCGGUAAAUCCAACCUGUUGAGCAGAUUCACCCGCAACGAGUUCAACCUCGACUCCAAGUCGACCAUCGGCGUCGAGUUUGCGACCCGGUCCAUCCAGGUGGACGCCAAGACGAUCAAGGCGCAGAUUUGGGACACAGCCGGCCAGGAGCGCUACCGCGCCAUCACAUCGGCUUACUACCGCGGCGCUGUUGGCGCGCUGCUGGUCUACGACAUCAGCAAGCACCAGACCUACGAGAACGUCACAAGGUGGCUGAAGGAGCUGCGCGACCACGCCGACUCGAACAUCGUCAUCAUGCUGGUCGGAAACAAGAGCGAUUUGAGGCAUCUGCGGGCAGUGCCCACCGAGGAGGCCAAGCAGUUUGCGAGCGAGAACAACCUGUCUUUCAUCGAGACGUCUGCCUUGGACGCCAGCAACGUCGAGCUUGCCUUCCAGAACAUUCUCACAGAAAUCUACCGCAUUGUCUCCAGCAAGGCACUCGACCAGGGCGAGGGCGGCCCGAACGUCCUCGUCGGUGAGCGCAAGGUUCUCGAGAUCAGCAAGUCGGCCGACGCAGAGCAGAAGAAGGGAUGCUGCUAGACGAAUACACAUGUGCGCCACACGACGUACUGCGCUUGCGUCUCACGCACCCGAUAGCGCGUACCACCGCAGUGCGCUGCGUUGACGACCAGAUACGCCUGUCAUGUGCAAAUGUCUACGAGUCAUGUCAAGUUUCACGGCGUCCAGGAUGUCUCAUUUGGUCGAUUACCCUCUUUCAACAUCUGCUGUCCGUUACUGCUUCCAUUGCAGGCGCUUGGCUGUGCUGGUCGAGCCGGCCUAGAGGUCUGUGUCUUGGUUUCCUGCAUGUUGAUGGGUCUUUUUCUUUUAGUUGAGGGCGGUAAUGUAACUAUGCUGCUGUGCCAAUACAAUGCAGCGUAUAUCCAAUUGUCAUAAUGGCAUCUCCGUACUCUCUGACC
Molecule: messenger RNA, 1199 nt
Organism: Boeremia exigua
Lineage: Eukaryota; Fungi; Ascomycota; Dothideomycetes; Pleosporales; Didymellaceae
Product: ras-related protein rab-like protein-11B
Exons: 5
Coding region: 187-822 (211 amino acids)
Biological process (GO): exocytosis
Cellular component (GO): recycling endosome
Molecular function (GO): GTPase activity; GTP binding
Source: RefSeq, a predicted model, not a curated record